This is a messenger RNA of Trematosphaeria pertusa, 1116 nucleotides long. Its product is annotated as glycosyl hydrolase. The coding region runs from base 87 to 794 and encodes 235 amino acids. The transcript has a single exon. The record is from RefSeq and is a predicted model, not a curated record. Lineage: Eukaryota; Fungi; Ascomycota; Dothideomycetes; Pleosporales; Trematosphaeriaceae.
GACCUGCAUACUUAGGUUAUUCAUUCAAUACAUACCAACUACCCCCAUGCAGUCAAAGCCGCGCCUCCAACCCAGCAACAAAAACCAUGCCGCCCAACCAGCCACCCUUCCCAAUCCUCAUAUUCAGCAAGACAUCCUCCUACCGGCACGCCUCCAUCCCCACCAGCAUAUCCGCGCUCCGCGCACUAGCAGCCAGCACGCACCUCUUCACAGCAGACGCGAGCGAAGACGCCGAGGCCGCCAUCACGCCGUCCUCGCUCUCGCGCUACGCCGUCGUCGUGCUUCUGCAAUGCACGGGAGCCUUCCUGACGCCGGCGCAGGUCAGCGCACUGAGGGGCUUCGUACGGGCGGGCGGCGGCAUCGUAGGAAUCCAUGCGGCGGCGGCGGGCAUGCCGCUGGAUGCGUGGUAUGGCGCGCUGAUCGGGGCGCAGUUUGAGAGCCAUCCUGAGCCGCAGAUGGGGAAUGUGCUUGUUGGGGAUGAUGCGGGGCAUUGGAUUCUUGGUGGCAGUGGAGGAGGGGGGCGCAGUGGCUGGAUGGAUGAAUGGUAUAAUUUCAAGAGCCAUCCGCGGGGUAACGCGGGGUUGAACGUGCUUUUGAAGGGGGAUGCGAAGUCGUUCACGGGCGGGACGAUGGGCGAGGAUCAUCCGCUUUCGUGGUGUCAGGAGUUUGAGGGCGGGAGAUCGUUCUAUACGGCGUUGGGGCAUUUUGAGGAGGCUUAUGGUGAUAAGUGGUAUAUGGAUCAGGUUUUUAGGGGGAUUCUGUGGGCGGCGAGGCGGGAGCGGGAUGCUGAUUAAUCUAUCUCUUAUGACCUUUUGUCUAUACUUCUAUCAGGAUACCACUCCGUGUUCAUUAUCUUCCUUUCUUGAUUCUUCGCACAUCACUUCGCCGGUUCGUAGGAAGUUAUCCUAGGAGACGACCGAUUGACCCCUUAGUAGACCCUCCUACAAAUCUCUCGUAAACUCAGACUGUUGCCGCCACUUCUCUCCGUAUCUGAAAACAAAGAUAGGUAUCGGCGCAAGGAACAGACUGAGUGCUCCAAGGCAAGUGAAGCCCCAACCAUAUCCAAGAUGCUCGGCCAAAGGACCGGUGGCCAGGGGUAAGAAGGUUCCCAUGAGA